CGAGACUUAGCGAGACUGAAGACGCAGGAGGAGAGGGCGGUUGCGUCGGGAGCUCUCCGCGCACGCGCAGUGAGCCCCGUCUGCCCGACCUUCAAGGUUCCACCAUGUUCUCGCGGGCGAGUGUUGCCGGUCUGUCGGCCUGCGCCGUGCAGCCGCAAUGGACCCAAGUUCGAAACAUGGCGACUUUGAAAGAUAUUACCAGGAGACUGAAGUCCAUCAAAAACAUCCAGAAAAUUACCAAGUCUAUGAAGAUGGUGGCAGCUGCGAAGUAUGCCCGGGCUGAGCGGGAGCUGAAGCCUGCUCGAGUAUAUGGAACAGGCUCCUUGGCUCUUUAUGAGAAGGCUGAUAUAAAGGGACCCGAGGACAAGAAGAAACACCUCCUUAUCGGUGUGUCCUCAGAUCGAGGGCUCUGUGGUGCUAUUCAUUCCUCAGUGGCUAAGCAGAUGAAGAAUGAGGUGGCGACCCUCACAGCAGCCGGAAAAGAAGUUAUGAUUGUUGGAAUCGGUGAUAAAAUCAAGGGCAUACUUUAUAGGACUCACUCUGACCAGUUUUUGGUGUCAUUCAAAGAUGUGGGACGAAAGCCCCCUACUUUUGGAGAUGCAUCAGUCAUUGCCCUUGAAUUGUUAAAUUCUGGAUAUGAAUUUGAUGAAGGCUCUAUCAUUUUUAAUCGGUUCAGGUCUGUUAUCUCUUACAAGACAGAAGAGAAGCCUAUCUUCUCUCUCAACACCGUUGCAUCUGCUGAGAGCAUGAGCAUUUACGAUGACAUUGAUACUGAUGUGCUACAGAAUUACCAAGAAUACAAUCUGGCCAACAUCAUCUACUACUCCCUGAAGGAGUCCACCACCAGUGAGCAGAGUGCCAGGAUGACGGCUAUGGACAACGCCAGCAAGAAUGCCUCUGAGAUGAUUGACAAAUUGACGUUGACGUUCAACCGUACUCGGCAAGCUGUCAUCACAAAGGAGUUGAUUGAAAUCAUCUCUGGGGCUGCUGCUCUGGAUUAAUGAAAAUCAAGUUGCAUCCGAAGAUAAGAGGUAAAGGAAAACAGCAAGCUGAUUUUAACUGAUUGCUUUCUUUGUCAGAAGAAACUUGGUCUACUGAGUUACAAAGACAGCAAGAUGUUUGUAAAUUAUCUUACAAUAAACAACUUACAAUGAGAAAAUCAGUCUCAUUAUUAUUAAUAAAAUGUUUUCAAAAGGA
Molecule: messenger RNA, 1197 nt
Organism: Onychomys torridus (southern grasshopper mouse)
Lineage: Eukaryota; Metazoa; Chordata; Mammalia; Rodentia; Cricetidae
Gene: Atp5f1c
Product: ATP synthase F1 subunit gamma
Exons: 10
Coding region: 105-1001 (298 amino acids)
Biological process (GO): proton motive force-driven ATP synthesis
Molecular function (GO): proton-transporting ATP synthase activity, rotational mechanism
Source: RefSeq, a predicted model, not a curated record